AAGUAAAAGCGGAAGUGAUGAAAUGAAAGGGUUGGGGUUAUGAAACACUGGCCACUACCGACUUCUAUUAUAGAAUUAAGUUGAAAAUAUACUUCAUUUAUCAGUGUCAGCACGCACUCAAGUGGCCAUGGGGAAGAUUGAGUGGGCUAUGUGGGCUAACGAGCAAGCUCUGGCUGCUGGACUCAUUUAUGCGACUGGUGGAAUCGUCGGAGUUGCCGGUCAGUUCAGAGGCUGGCAGUUUGCAGCGUUCGGCAUUGCUGCCGGUGUGUUUGUGUGUUUGCUUGAAUAUCCGCGCAGCAAACGGGGCAAAGGCACCAGCGUUGAGAGAACUGGUCAGUAUUGCUUCACAGUGUGUGUGAAGGCUUUUGGACCCCUGACCAGAAACUAUUACAUCAGAGCGUUCUUGCAUGCUGCGCUGUGUAUUCCUGGAGGGUUCAUGUUAGCCACAGUUCUGGGAAGUGUGUGUCUAGCAAUUGCCAGUUUAAUCUACCUUUCGGCAGCUAUUCAUGGAGAGCAUUGGGAGCCAAUAGUGCCCCGGACAGAGCCGCCAAAGCGUGUUGGGGAGAGCAUCAAAGAACCUCCUCGAAACCCUCCACCUCGACCUCCUCCCGAACUUCGCCGAAAGAAAGUGGAUAACUUGGAGUCUGCAGCAUAUGAAAAUCCCAUGUCUUUGACCAUCAACGAAUAAAGAUUCCAGUGUGAAAACAGGAGUGAAAACUCCUCCUUAAGGAGGCUUCAGCAACAAGUAAUUGUAAUAUGAAGCAUUUAUAUUGUAUAAAAGCACAAUAUUGAGUUUAUUUUAUAAUAUUUUGGGUAUGAUCUUGAUCAAUUUUAUACAUCCCUGUUACUUGCAUACAUUUUCAUUUUUAUUGUCACUGAUAAGAGGAGUGAUUUUUUAUGUGAAAUCAGUUUUUAUCAUCUAAUAUAAUAAUAGAAGGAAAAAUGUGUUUACUUGGCUGCUGUCAAAAUGUUAACAGUGAUUUUGUUUUUUUUACCUCAAGAGAGAGUACUUACAAUAAACUCAGGAUUUGCUUCA
This is a messenger RNA of Pimephales promelas (fathead minnow), 1036 nucleotides long. RefSeq names its product cytochrome b-245 alpha chain (gene cyba). The record is from RefSeq and is a predicted model, not a curated record. Lineage: Eukaryota; Metazoa; Chordata; Actinopteri; Cypriniformes; Leuciscidae. Gene Ontology annotation, molecular function: heme binding.